AACGCUCUCUCCCCCAUCACCUUUCCUCUCUUUUGUUUCUUUCUUUCUUUCUUUCUUUCCUUGUUUCCAUCUCCCCCACAACCGCGUCUCCCCCCAAACCUAAAUUCCCCCCGAAAACAGAAUUCGAUUGGUUCGGAAUGCCGGUGGCCAUACGGCGCCGUUUCAGCCGCGGUGACACGUCGGCUUGAGGUGGGGGGACGGUCUUUCUUUUUUCUUUCUUUUCUUUCUGAUGGGUUUCAGUCCUGCGGGCGGCGGCGGUGGCGGUGGCGGUGGUACGAGCAAUGGUACCGGGAAUAAUAGCACCAGUAAUAAUAAUAAUAAUAAUAAUAGUAAUAAUAGUAGCUGCUGUAACAUGAGCCUCAAGUGUAGGUGUAAAUGGAGGUGCCUGAUGUCGUCGGGGUUCGUUUUCUUCUUCGGCUGUUUUGUGUUGUUCGGAUCAGUCGCUACGAUUUAUGUGUGGUUUGCUUUCACGCCGUAUUAUUAUGCUCGCGGCACAGCGGAGUCGUCGUCGUCGGCCGCCGUGCUUGGGUGUCAGGAGGACAAUGAAGGUUCUUGGUCCGUUGGUGUUUUCUUCGGUGACUCUCCCUUUAAUCUCAAGCCCAUUGAAGCUGUGAAUGUAUGGAGAGACAAGAGUGCCGCCUGGCCUGUGGCAAACCCUGUUGUGACUUGUGCAUCAGUUUCUGAAUCUGGUUUCCCAAGUAAUUUUGUUGCUGAUCCUUUCCUUUAUGUCCAGGGAGAUACUUUGUACAUGUUCUAUGAAACCAAAAAUUCAAUCACCAUGCAAGGAGAUAUUGGGGUUUCAAAAAGCUCUGAUAAAGGAGCAACAUGGCAGCAAUUAGGCAUUGCCUUGGAUGAAGAGUGGCAUCUCUCUUAUCCAUAUGUCUUUCACUACCUUGGCCAUAUAUAUAUGAUGCCUGAAAGCAGCACGAAUGGCGAAGUUCGUCUCUAUCGAGCCCUCAGUUUUCCCAUGCAAUGGACUCUAGAAAAGGUGAUCUUGAAAAAGCCUCUUGUCGACUCAUUCCUUAUCAAUUAUGAUGGAGCCUAUUGGCUUUUCGGUUCAGACCACAGUGGAUUUGGCACCACAAAGAAUGGACAGUUGGAAAUCUGGUACAGUAGCUCGCCUUUGGGUCCUUGGAAACCACACAAGAAGAACCCUAUAUAUAAUGGUGACAAGAGCUUUGGGGCUCGAAAUGGAGGCAGACCAUUUUUUUACAACGGGAAUCUCUAUCGCUUUGGUCAAGACUGUGCUGAAACGUAUGGGAGACGUGUGCGCACCUUUAAGGUGGAAGUUCUUACCAAAGAUGAAUAUAAGGAAGUUGAAGUCCCGUUGGGCCUUCCUGAGCCAAAUAAGGGUCGCAAUGCUUGGAAUGGUGUUCGCUUCCAUCAUCUCGAUGUGCAACAACUAAAUACUGGAGGGUGGAUUGCAGUAAUGGAUGGAGACCGUGUACCUUCUGGAGAUUCUGUACACAGGUUUAUUGUUGGUAGUGCUUCAGUUGCCAUUGUCGCUAUACUUGUUAUAUUACUAGGUGUACUACUUGGAGCUGUGAAGUGCAUGAUUCCCCCCAAUUGGUGCACUCACAACUCGGGUAAGAGAAGUGAUGCAUUCAUGGCUUGUGAAAGGUCAUAUCUGUGUUCGUCCAAACUGAGACGUUUUUGCAGCCGCUUGAACAGAGCAGUUUCAUCCCUCAGAGGUAGGAUUAAGCCUAAUACCUGUGCUGGAAGACUAGUUCUUGCUAUAUAUUUGGCAUUUGGAGUGGCAGCUAUGUGCACAGGGGUUAAAUAUAUCUAUGGCGGCAGUGGUGCAGAAGAAGCUUACCCAUUAAAAGGUCAUUACUCACAGUUCACGUUAUUAACAAUGACUUAUGAUGCUCGUCUCUGGAAUUUGAAAAUGUAUGUUAAACACUAUUCUAGAUGUUCAUCGGUAAGAGAAAUUGUUGUGGUGUGGAACAAGGGUAUACCUCCUGAAGCGAGUGAUUUUGACUCUGCAGUGCCAGUUAGGAUCAGAGUAGAGAAACAGAACUCCCUGAAUAACCGGUUCAAGUUGGAUUCUUUGAUAAAGACUCGAGCUGUUCUGGAGCUUGAUGACGACAUUAUGAUGACCUGCAAUGAUAUUGAGAGAGGAUUCAGGAUAUGGCGUCAACACCCGGAUCGUAUUGUGGGUUUCUACCCCCGGCUCAUUGAUGGAAGUCCAUUGAAGUACAGAGGUGAGAAACAUGCUCGGAGUCAUAGAGGCUAUAAUAUGAUUCUCACUGGGGCAGCAUUCCUUGAUAGCCAAGUAGCUUUUAAGAGGUAUUGGAGUGAAGAAGCUAGCCCAGGGAGGGACUUUGUGGACAAGUCUUUCAAUUGUGAGGACGUGCUUAUGAAUUACCUGUAUGCAAAUGCUAGCUCAUCUCAGAAUGUAGAGUAUGUGAGGCCAGCAUGGGCGAUAGAUACGUCGAAGUUAUCUGGUGCUGCUAUUAGCCGAAAUACCCAAGUUCACUACAACAAGAGGAGCAACUGCCUGGUGAAAUUUUCUGAGAUGUAUGGAACUUUGGCUGGGCGCAAGUGGGAAUUUGAUGGGCGGAAGGAUGGGUGGGAUGUAUAGCAGGGGAAGUAAAUUAGCUAGUGGCUUGCCAGCCCUUAGGGUUUGUUGAUCCUUCUCUUUGUUUCAGUAAAUCUUAAAUGAUUUCAAUUUAUACUCCUUGCCCCUCCCCCUUGUGAAUUCCGUGUGGGGAAUUAGUUUUAUCAAUAGAUUUCUGUUUUGAUUAGUAAGAUGUACAUUGUUUUGGCGUUUCUUUUUUUGCUGGAAAUUGAUGAAAAGUGGGUUUUUGUUUAUGAUUUUGCACCA
This is a messenger RNA of Rosa chinensis, 2827 nucleotides long. Its product is annotated as glucosamine inositolphosphorylceramide transferase 1. The record is from RefSeq and is a predicted model, not a curated record. Gene Ontology annotation, molecular function: glycosyltransferase activity. Gene Ontology annotation, cellular component: membrane. The transcript has 4 exons. The coding region runs from base 230 to 2584 and encodes 784 amino acids. Lineage: Eukaryota; Viridiplantae; Streptophyta; Magnoliopsida; Rosales; Rosaceae.